This is a messenger RNA of Trichoderma atroviride IMI 206040, 294 nucleotides long. RefSeq lists its product as uncharacterized. Lineage: Eukaryota; Fungi; Ascomycota; Sordariomycetes; Hypocreales; Hypocreaceae. Gene Ontology annotation, cellular component: extracellular region. The record is from RefSeq and is a predicted model, not a curated record.
AUGCAGUUCUUCGCUGUCGCAACUCUCUUUGUCGUUGGCGUCCUCGCCGCGCCGUCUCCCAGCGGCUUAAACUCCCGCGACACUCUUUGCGCUGCUGGCCUUUACUCCACCCCACAAUGCUGUGCUGUUGAUGUGCUUGGAGUUGCUGAUUUGAACUGUGCAGGCCUUGUUGGCACUGUUACCACCGCCGCUGAAUUUAAAGCCAACUGCGCCGCCAUUGGCCAAGAGGCUCGCUGCUGUGUUCUUCCUGUUCUUGGCCAAGAUGUCCUAUGCCAGACUCCUCCUGGCUUGUAA